Messenger RNA from Spodoptera exigua (beet armyworm), 802 nucleotides. The record is from the annotation of a GenBank genome assembly. Lineage: Eukaryota; Metazoa; Arthropoda; Insecta; Lepidoptera; Noctuidae.
AUGUACUCGUCUAUGUGGUUCAUGAGCAUCGUGGCUUUGCUGGUGGUGGAUGUCAGGACAGGCGCCUUACAAGAUGGAGAUAUACGUCCGAGCCGGUGCCAUGCGUGUGCUCUCGGGAACGGGACCACGUGUGAUGGCAAUUGGCCAUCUGUCGCCUGUCCGGAGGAUCGACCGCUGUGUGCCACUGUCGCUACAGCUCCCGAUUAUGUUUCAUCGCUGACGUGUGCUGCAGCCACAAACACACCGUGUUCAAUAAAGAAUAACGUAAAUAAUUCACUUGAGUUGACUUGUGUGUGUCACACCGAACUUUGCAACACGCCGUUCUCUCCAGAACUGCGACGAGAACUUCUUAAUUUUACUCAGCCUGCUGCAAAUAGUACUGUAGACAUGGCGUUAAUAUUCUUCCAAACAUCCAAGUUUGCCAACAUCACGGAUGACGAUCUCUACAAAGCGAUAACAAUUGAAUUAAGUGAAACGACGACGAUUAUUUCGAGAAAUUUGUCGCAAACGACGACAAUGGUGACGGUCCCGGGGACAAUAAACACUCAGACUACAUUGAGAGACGUGGAGAAGCCGAGAGCAGAGGCUUUGAAACAAGAGCCGACGGCGCCCUCUGACGACGAUGAGGACGAGGGUGAAGGUAGCGGCGCGGAUGAGGAGUCCCGCGUCCACAACCACGCCGUGUCGGCCCCGGCCGCCCCGAGCUCCUUCCUCCCUGCCAAAGAGAACAGCGCACCAGUUUUAUACACAAACUUACUCCUUACUACACUAUUCACAUACCUUCUAGUCUAGACGCUAAUUA